Cokeromyces recurvatus is the source of this 768-nucleotide messenger RNA. RefSeq lists its product as uncharacterized. NCBI's taxonomy places the organism in Eukaryota, Fungi, Mucoromycota, Mucoromycetes, Mucorales, Mucoraceae. The record is from RefSeq and is a predicted model, not a curated record. The coding region runs from base 1 to 768 and encodes 255 amino acids. The transcript is spliced from 4 exons.
AUGUUUAAACGACUUAUUGUAAUAGAAUCUGAUAAAUAUUCUGUUUGGAUCAAAGCAGUCGGUAUAGCUUUAAUUACUUUACGAUUUUCUGACUGGCCAUAUGAAUUAGCCUUUCAUUCAUUACAACAAGAAAUCAUGACACAACAAGUUGCAUUUGGAUCUAAUUGUCUUGCUCAAUGGGGUAAAGGUGUUAUCAUAUUAAAUUUUGUAAGUGACAUUUUAGCCAAUUUAUUUCUAAGUGGCAUGUUUGUUAGAAGAUUAUAUGUUCAUAUCCUAAAUUCUCGUAAAGUGAUGAGUCAUCAAAAUCAAGUGAUUGAAUAUAUUGCACGCAGAUCCUUAAUUUGCUUGAUUCUAACUCUUUUUACUAAUUUUACAAUGAAUCUAUUUAAAUUGACCAAUUUUAUGGGCAAUCGAUCUGAUACUUUUACACCCUAUUUUGAAAUUAUUGAAUCUUCUCUUUUGGUCGAAGCUUUAAGAGUAGAUUAUACACGACUUCCCGAACAAUCAUUUUGUGAAAAUUGUGGUGUGAUUAUUAAUUCGAUUGGAAGUAAUAACGAAGGCAACAGGUCGCAACCAAAACAAAGUAAUCCUCAACACGACCAUCAUAUUAAAUUACCGACAAGAUCUUUUACAGCUUCUUCCAUUUAUACUGACAUAAAUUUACCUUUAUUUAUUGAGGACUGCAGUUCCCCAGAUCAACAGUAUCCACUCGAUUCAAUAAGUAUUCAUCAGGCUGAUACUCGAACUACUAUUACGUCUGCACAAUAA